Messenger RNA from Chondrus crispus (carragheen), 285 nucleotides. RefSeq lists its product as hypothetical. Bases 1 to 285 code for a protein of 94 amino acids. The record is from RefSeq and is a predicted model, not a curated record. NCBI's taxonomy places the organism in Eukaryota, Rhodophyta, Florideophyceae, Gigartinales, Gigartinaceae. The transcript has a single exon.
AUGUACAGUGUGAAAAGGGAUUAUGCAAUGGCUUUGGUGCAAGCACGAUCGGGUCGGUUAAUUUGGGGGAAGUUACGCGGGGGUCUUGAGGGAUGUAGACAGUUACACUGCCACAAAUCGACACCAGUGACUUGCGCACGACAGAAGGCGAAACGCAAGUCACUGACAGGAGAAAAAGAUAAAUUCACCGACACAAGCCGAGACACAAACCGACAGGAAACGAAGCGAAACACUGGCAGCAGCGAAAUCCGCUUCGAGCAACCAAAGCCUUCAGACUAUAAGUAG